Molecule: messenger RNA, 975 nt
Organism: Rotaria sp. Silwood2
Lineage: Eukaryota; Metazoa; Rotifera; Eurotatoria; Philodinida; Philodinidae
Source: the annotation of a GenBank genome assembly
AUGUCGACAUCACCAACAAAUCUUGAAAUUCAAGGAAGUUUUAUGCGUGUACCACCACCAAAAGAAUUAUCGAAAUCAAUUGAACGACGUCAAUCAUCAGAAGAAAUACAAAAACCUAUAGGACGACGUUCAAUAACUUUAACUAAUCGGUCAUCAGUAGCUACACCAGCACUACGUAAAAAUGUUCCAACAAAUGCAACAAAAAUUGAAACAAAACAACCCAUUAAAAAAUCAGAUGACGCGGAAACAAUGAAAAUAAAAAUUUCUAAUCUUGAAGAUGAAAUUCGUCGUCUUAAACGACGUAUUGAAGAAUUAGAAAAAGAAAUAGCUGAAUUACAAAAACAAGUUAAAACAAAAGAUAAACGUGUUGCUGAAUUAACGAAAGAAAAUGAAGAACUUAAAAAACGAGAAUUAAAUUAUCAAAAACAAUUUGAAGAAUUUCGUUUGGAAAAUGAUCGUUUAACAAAGGAAAAUGAACAUUUACAAGCUGAAGUUGAUCGUCUUCAAGCUGUACAUAACUCAGCUAAUGAUUCAUCAGCUGAAUUAGAUGCAUUAAGAGAACAUUAUGAAAGACAAAUAGAACAAAUGCGACAAGAACAUGCUCGAGAAUUAAAAACUCGUGAUGAUAAAAUAUCAUUUCUUAAAAAACAAAUAAGUGAUUCAUUAAAAGAUAAUUCUUGGGAACGACAACAACAAAUUGAAGAAUUAACCAAACAACUUAAACGAACACAUGAAGAAUAUGAAUUACUUCGUCAAAAAUUACUUCAAUAUCAAAAUAAAAAAGGAACAUCAAAUUGUGGAAAUUGUUCUGAUAUGACUAUUAAAAUUGAAGAAAAAACAAAAGCUUUACAAGAAAAAGAUACGAUUAUACAAGAAUUAUUCACACUUAUGACAAAGUUUAAAAGUCAAAUUUCAAAUCAAGAAGAACUUACAAAAUUAUUAUCAACAUAUAAUAAUACUUCACUUCGUCAUUAA